CUCUCACUCCCCCACCCCCGCCGGAAACGCAGCCGAUAUCUCACCUUCCCCCAAUCCACAAUCACCAAAACAAAACGAUGAGCAUCACUAGUGGCAGCCUCGUCACUAGAACAUCAUCCCCAACAACACCCAACUCCUCCUCCUCCUCCUCUUCGACCAAAGGCAACGGCAACACCCAGGCCUGCGCCGCCUGCAAGUACCAGCGCCGGAAGUGCGCCCCCGACUGCAUACUCGCCCCUUAUUUCCCUCACGACCGGCAGCGCCAGUUCCUCAACGCCCACAAGCUCUUCGGCGUCAGCAACAUCACCAAGAUCAUCAAACACCUCGACCACCACGAUAAGGAGGAGGCCAUGCGCACCAUCAUUUUCCAGUCCGACGUCCGCGCCUCCGACCCCGUCGGCGGCUGCUACCGGAUCAUCCAGGAACUCCAGCGCCUCAUCGAGUACAACAAGGCCGAGCUCGACAUCGUCCUCCACCAACUCGCCAUCUGCCGAGCACAGGCACAGCAGCAACAGCAGCCCAUAAUGCAGCAGAUUCCGGAGGUCGGGGACACUACCUGCGCUGAUCAGAUGAUUAGUGUUGACCCUCUGAGCCUGUACGGAAACCCUAUGCAUUUUCAUUAUCUUCAGCAGCAGCCUAAUGUGCAAGUUACUGGGCAGCAGGAUCAGGGUGCCCCCUAUUUGUUUGUGCAAAAUACUAAUGGGAAUAAUGGGCACCAGCAGCAGCAUAUGGUACCGGAGGAUAUGAACAUGUGGGCUAUGCAGGAUUCCAUGUCGUCGUUGCAUAUUAAGCAUGGGAUGAAUGCCGGUGACUGUGAAGAUAUCAAGCCCUUUGUUGACAUUGCCUGUGAUGAUGAUCAGAGGAAUCAUGAGAUCAAGUUCCAGCCUGAUGCAAUUGGCGACCAGAGUGAUGAAGCAUUGCUGAAGAUAGAGGAUGGCAAUUUAAAAGAAGAUCAGCAGAGUGAGUCAGCUGCCCAACAAGUCCAUCAUCAUUAUCAGGAUCAUGGUGAUCUGAAAGGUGAAGCUACUUUGUUCAUGACCCUCACAAAUUGUAGCAGUUGAUGCAUGAGUGUUGCGAAAUAGCCCAUGCAGCCAGAAGUAGUAACCCUCCGCCCUCCGCCUGAUUUUCAUUUUUGUUGUUGUCACUUUUCUUAGGUUUGUAAACAGAGAGGAGAAAGCAUGUGAUUCUCUCACUCUUCUCCGGCUCAUUUUUCACCCACAAUAGAUGUCUGAACUUUUGUAUGAGAACUAAGCAGCAGGAACCUAAAAUUGUAUGUAAUUCCUAGAAAAUAUCAACAUGUUUUUAUCUUUUUUUC
Messenger RNA from Rosa chinensis, 1315 nucleotides. Its product is annotated as LOB domain-containing protein 22. The transcript has 2 exons. The record is from RefSeq and is a predicted model, not a curated record. The coding region runs from base 78 to 1061 and encodes 327 amino acids. NCBI's taxonomy places the organism in Eukaryota, Viridiplantae, Streptophyta, Magnoliopsida, Rosales, Rosaceae.